CCCUGCGGCCGCUCCCUGAACUCCAUCCUGGGCAAGAGCAACCUGAAGUUUGCCGGCAUGCCCAUCACCCUGACCAUCUCCACCAGCAGCCUCAACCUCAUGGCUUCUGACUGCAAGCAGGGGAGCAUCAUUGCCAACCACCAUAUGCAGUCCAUCUCCUUCGCUUCUGGGGGAGACCCGGACACAGCUGAGUACGUCGCUUAUGUUGCCAAAGACCCCGUCAAUCAGAGAGCCUGCCAUAUCCUGGAGUGCCCUGAGGGCUUGGCACAGGAUGUCAUCAGCACCAUUGGGCAGGCCUUCGAGCUGCGGUUCAAGCAGUACCUGAAGAACCCUCCAAAGCUGGUGACACCCCACGACAGGAUGGCAGGGUUUGAUGGCUCUGCCUGGGAUGAAGAAGAGGAGGAACCAGCCCCAGAUCACCAGUACUACAACGACUUCCCUGGCAAGGAGCCUCCCAUCGGUGGGGUUGUGGACAUGCGGUUGCGGGAUGGGGCUGCUCAGACCCCCAAUCACUUGGGGGCCACACUGCCUGUUGGCCAGUCGUCCGGUGGGGAGUUUGACCCCCGGAAGCAGCACGCUCCUGCCCAAGGGAGAGAGAAAUACCCAUCUCCGGCGGGUGCGUCCAGCCGCACGGACCUGUUUGAUGACCCGUCCUAUGUCAACGUGCAGAACAUGGACAAGACACGCCAAGCGUCAGUUGCUGGCACGCCUGCAACGGCCAACGGCAGCACCCAGAGAGACCUCUUUGACAUGAAGCCCUUUGAAGAUGCCCUGCGUGUGCCCCCAUCUGUGCCCGUGGGGCUGCCCCCUGCCCAGGUGGUGGCUUCCAUGGAGGAGCAGCUGAGACGUGAGCCCUGGUACCACGGGAAGAUGAACCGCAAGGAGGCCGAGAAGCUGCUGAAGGUGAACGGAGACUUCCUGGUGCGGGAGAGCACCACCACCCCGGGCCAGUACGUGCUGACGGGUCUGCAGGGCGGGCAGCCCAAGCAUCUGCUGCUCGUCGAUCCUGAGGGAGUGGUGCGGACGAAAGACCACCGCUUUGAGAGCGUCAGCCACCUCAUCAGCUACCACAUGGACAAUCACCUGCCCAUCAUCUCGGCCGGCAGCAAAAAAAAAAGCUCCCGGGGACCGUGGUCCACCGCCCCCCGGCCCUGCUCCCUGCCCCGGGGAGCCCUCGGACUCUCA
Phaethon lepturus (White-tailed tropicbird) is the source of this 1185-nucleotide messenger RNA. RefSeq names its product SHC (Src homology 2 domain containing) transforming protein 1 (gene SHC1). Gene Ontology annotation, cellular component: plasma membrane. The record is from RefSeq and is a predicted model, not a curated record. The transcript has 9 exons. Gene Ontology annotation, biological process: intracellular signal transduction; cell surface receptor protein tyrosine kinase signaling pathway. The annotation marks the transcript as partial. Lineage: Eukaryota; Metazoa; Chordata; Aves; Phaethontiformes; Phaethontidae. Gene Ontology annotation, molecular function: receptor tyrosine kinase binding.